Octopus sinensis (East Asian common octopus) is the source of this 1023-nucleotide messenger RNA. Its product is annotated as alpha-mannosidase 2x-like. The transcript has 5 exons. Gene Ontology annotation, biological process: mannose metabolic process; N-glycan processing; protein deglycosylation. The record is from RefSeq and is a predicted model, not a curated record. NCBI's taxonomy places the organism in Eukaryota, Metazoa, Mollusca, Cephalopoda, Octopoda, Octopodidae. Gene Ontology annotation, molecular function: alpha-mannosidase activity. Bases 1 to 579 code for a protein of 192 amino acids. Gene Ontology annotation, cellular component: Golgi membrane.
AUGAUUUUAUUUUAUCGCAGAGUUACUGACUAUUUCAAUGCAAUAUACAAGAAGCAUAAAAUUGCACCUGGGGAUCCUCCCCCAAACAUACCUUCACUGUCAGGCGAUUUCUUCACCUAUGCUGAUCGAGAUGACCACUACUGGAGUGGCUACUAUACCUCGCGCCCCUUCCAGAAGGUUCUUGACCGAGAGAUGGAACACCAGCUGCGGAGCGCUGAGAUCCUUUUCUUUCUGGUCAGUCGGUAUCUUAAGAUACAUGAUGGCAUCAAAUUCCCUCUCAUAGAGUUCAUGCAGAGUCUGGUUAAUGCUCGACGGAACAUUGCACUGUUUCAGCACCAUGAUGGUAUUACGGGGACUUCCAAGGACGUCGUAGUUGACGACUAUAUUGACAGGUUGCUGACUGCUAUGAUGGAGAUGAAGAGACUGACAACAGAAUCCAUCACAUUUUUAAUGAUGAAAGAGAAAAGCAAAUACAGCUACUCCAAAGAAAAACCUAUGUUUAAUGUUGAUGAAAAAAGGGAGAAGCAUUUUUCUAUACCAGAACGUUCUGUUUUGAAAAUAAGUGAUACUCCUCAGUAAGUAACAAUUGGUAAUACACCUCUAUAAAUUAUAAUUGCAGGUACUCUAAAUGCUUUUGUGAGUAGAAUUUGUGUGUCUCUGUGGAAACCUGUAUUGUUAUAGGUAUGUGUAUCCACACACACACACUACAUACAUACACUAUACUUGUUAGUGAUAAUAUAUGCUUGUAUAAUAUUUACCUGUAAUUAUGAGCAAUGAAAUCUCGAUAAAAAAGUAUCUCUUGCUUAUAAUAAACACUGCCUUUUAUUGUUAUUGUCUUUUAAUUUUUACGUUUCAGUGAUUAGAAUGCUGAGGCACCACCUUGAGGAAUUUUAGUAGAAUUUUUAUUUAGCCUAGUACUUGUUCUAUCAGUAUCUUUUGUUGAACUGCUAAGUUAGAGGGGUGUAAGCAUACCAAGCAGUAGUGAGGGACAAACACAAAGACACAAACAUAUAUGCAUAUAUU